GAUGAAUCGAUGUGGGACGUGGGUUAUCAUGUCCAAUACCAACAAGCAGCUUUCACUGGUGAAACUUUCCGUACUCCAGACCUACUAAAGCUCUCGCGUCAUGUCGUAGUGUUCAAAGCUGGUAAAAGCAUCGCUUUCUUACUUCGGUGAUGUUCAAAGGAGCCGAACAUCAGGAGCAUAAAACAUAAAUCAUGGAGGAAUGGACUGUGUUGAUCCUCCUGUCAGUUGUCAUGCUGGUGGGCAGCUACUUAGUCGGUUCUAUACCACUUGUCAUGCAGAUGUCAGAGGCGAAGCUGCAGUUGGUAUCGGUGUUUGGCGCAGGGUUGCUGGUCGGUACUGCGCUGUCUGUCAUAAUACCGGAGGGCAUAAGGGCCCUCUUUGCUUCUGUCAAGCCAGCCAUCAUUUCUAUGCAAUGUUGGCAGAAGGGGAUGGGACUGGUUUACCAAUGGGACACGAAGGCGACCUGCAUUCAGCAAUCGGACUGUCAUUAGUGCUCGGCUUUGUAAUAAUGCUGCUCAUCGACCAGGUUUUCACUUCGCACACUAGAGAUGUAGAAGGCGGAGGUGGAAAGCCGAAGUUGACGGCGACAGUCGGCCUGCUCGUACAUUCCGCAGUCGACGGGGUUGCGCUAGGCGCAGCCGCAACGACGACUCACACUGAAGUCGAGCUGAUCGUCUUCGUAGCGAUCAUGCUGCACAAAGCUCCCGCGGCUUUCGGACUCGUCUCAUUUCUCAUGCAUGAAGGCCUCGACAGGAAACGUAUCAAAAGGCACCUUCUCAUUUUCUCCCUUUCUGCUCCUAUAAUGUCUCUAUUCACUUAUUUCUGUAUAAGUCAGGAAGGAAAGGAAAAGCUCUCGAUGUUAAACGCGACCGGGAUCGCUAUGCUAUUUUCCGCUGGUACGUUUCUUUACGUUGCGACCGUACAUGUCCUGCCAGAGCUGGCUGCCCGAGCCGGAGGCUCUUUUCGGCCGAGGCAGCUUUGCGCGCUUAUACUGGGCACGCUGCUCCCUCUUGUCAUGUCCGUUGGGCAUCACCAUUAACAAACAAUAAAAUAUUUAUUUAAAAAAAAAGUAUAAAUUGUGAUUUUUAUUAUCAAUUUAAUAAUUGUACAUUGUAAAUAAUGUUAUAUGGUGAUAUAUAUUAUACAUAAUUAUUAUAUAUUGUAUAUAAUAUUAUUACAAAUUUUAUUUAAGACUGGCGUUAGUCAAACAAACGAUAUUGUUUUUGAAACUGCUGCUGUAUUUUUUAUUUAAUUUAACAAAUCAUUGUAAUAUCAAAAAUAAACUUCCAAUUUUUUUUCUACGUC
Molecule: messenger RNA, 1305 nt
Organism: Cimex lectularius (bed bug)
Lineage: Eukaryota; Metazoa; Arthropoda; Insecta; Hemiptera; Cimicidae
Gene: Zip102B
Product: zinc transporter ZIP9
Exons: 5
Coding region: 200-1039 (279 amino acids)
Biological process (GO): transmembrane transport; zinc ion transport
Cellular component (GO): membrane
Molecular function (GO): metal ion transmembrane transporter activity
Source: RefSeq, a predicted model, not a curated record